Molecule: messenger RNA, 2067 nt
Organism: Lentinula edodes (shiitake mushroom)
Lineage: Eukaryota; Fungi; Basidiomycota; Agaricomycetes; Agaricales; Omphalotaceae
Product: ribonuclease H
Exons: 8
Coding region: 1-2067 (688 amino acids)
Cellular component (GO): nucleus
Molecular function (GO): exonuclease activity; nucleic acid binding
Source: RefSeq, a predicted model, not a curated record
AUGAAGCGAUCCACGGCUUCAUUCUCGUCGUCUCCUACAACUCAGAAGACCAAAAAAGCGAAGCUGAGCACAGAAUCCACCGAAGAUGAAAUGAAAAUCGCAACGGACAAAGUAGAAGGUGGGGGAUGGACCAAAGUAGAAAAACGCAAGAAGAAAAAGGCCCAUAAGGCAGAACUAAAACUUGAUGUAAUGCCUUUAACAUCAGAGAUCUCGCAGACCACCCAGCCUAAGUUCAUGUACUCGAAUGGUGACAUAUUACAGAGACAGAGAGCGAUUGGUAUUGAGGAAGUUCGUGACUUGGCUCUGCAUAUAAUUGCCGAUGCUCCUCCUCCAAACUGGCUUCGCAUUGAAAAUGCUCAGUUAAUACCGAAAGUGGUCGUGAUUCUUGUACCAGGACUGACACCAGACGUUCUUGGAAUACCUCCUCCGCCAACAAGCGCGCUCAGAAACCCUAAUCUUCCAAUAUCUAUUCCGCUUCCUCCUCGUCAAGAUCCUCUCAAUCCCACUCCAACAAGUGUCCCAACAAGUGUCCCGUUCAUCGGGUCAACGUUCAGUCACGCCUGUCCAACGCGCGCGCCAGGCGACCAGACGAAGAUGCACAGUGUUCUGAGCACGUUUUUCAAUCUCCCGAUCAGUGGGGCCGAGAAAAAAAGACGACUAGAAGUAAAAGCAAAAGUCAAAACCUCAGAAUAUGGAUCGUCAGACCCUUCGGAAUACAUACUCACAGUUGAACAAAUGAUUGAGAACGAAUAUCCGAUACCGUCAUAUAUGGCCGAUGUUGACAAUGAGAGGCCCCCGGGCUGGGUCGAGACUCCCGAGGAAACUAAGCUCGGUGAUCAAGACCAGAAUCCAAGACCAAGGCGAAAAGUGUAUGGCAUUGAUUGUGAGAUGUGCACGACUGAGGACGGUAAAGAGCUCACCAGAGUCUGCAUGAUUGACUAUGAUACCCAACUGGUUGUAUACGACGAACUGGUGAUACCCAACAAACCCGUCGUAGACUAUCUAACCCGGUGGUCAGGGAUCACUGCGGAAUCGCUCGCUACUGCAACGACCACAUUCGCAGAAGCACAAGCUAAUGUUCUCAAAUUACUCAGCCCGGUUUCAUCGCACAUACCAAAGGCGAAUCCAUUUUCUACCAUACCAUCUGUUGCUUCUUCCUCUGCACCUCUGCUAACCCCGAUUCUCCUCGGACAUUCUCUCGAAUCUGAUCUCAAAGCUCUGAAAAUCGCCCACUCCUUUUGCGUGGACACUGCUCUGAUUUACUCUCAUCCGCGAGGACGACCGUUCAAACCCGGCCUAGCUUGGUUGACAAAGAAAUGGUGCGGAAGAGAGAUCCAAACUCGUGGAGAAGGCGGGCAUGACCCAGAAGAAGACGCGCGCGCCACGAUGGAGCUCGUGCGGAAGAAGGUUGAGAAUGGACAUGAAUUCGGAGAGUUCAAGGCAGACCUAGAAGGUCUUUUCGAGAGAAUGGGUAGAGCCGUAAAGCGCUCAUCUACAUCUACAGUCAGUACGGGAACUGGUGGUGAAAAGAUACGGACAGCAGUGGUUGAUCAUGGGAAUCCUGGAGUGAUGCAUGGGAAUAAGGCUAGUACGAGCAUUGGGUGUAAGGACGACGAUGAGGUGGUGAAAAAUGCUGUAGAGCUAGUGGGAUCGCAUGACUUUGUGUUCGUUCGGUUGAUGGGACUAGCAGGUGUCAGGGGAUGGAUAACUCCCCGCGUCAACGUUUCCGAUUCUACACCCGCAUUAAUACCCGCUGCUGAUCCUCCUGCGUCUCCUACAUCCGAAGCCUUUUCCUCCGCUCUCCUCGCUACUUCAGCCCAUCUUCAAACUAUCCAUUCCUCCCUUCCACCACGGACUGCACUUCUCAUCUUCACUGGCCACUCUGAUCCUCGGAAAAUGUCAGAGCUGAAUAAGAGGAAGGCAGCAUUCGAAGCAGCUAUCAGGAAGGGGGUGUCUACGGACCAGCUGAGCGAGAACGAGAGAUGGUCCGCAGCUGAUAUGAGGGAGUUGGAGGAAGCAGUGGAGGUCGCGAAGCGAGGGUUUUUGUUUCUGGGAGUGAAGGCGUAG